Molecule: messenger RNA, 947 nt
Organism: Gongylonema pulchrum
Lineage: Eukaryota; Metazoa; Nematoda; Chromadorea; Rhabditida; Gongylonematidae
Source: the annotation of a GenBank genome assembly
UUGUGGCACUGUGUUUUCAGGCGAAUCCGGUCGUUAAGCGAUGCUCUGGGUUAUACCAAAAUCGAGGAACAAAGCUUGCCAGUGGAAUUGGAUCCUGAUCUCGAAUAUCCGGGCUGGGAACAAUAUCGAGAAAAUGCAGAGACUCAAUACCGUAGUGCCUUCUUCGAUGAAUUUGGUGGCUUCAUGAGAAAUACGGUGCCGGAUCUUGAGGACUGUCAAGGCCUGCAGGAUCGAAGGAUUUGCCUCUCGCCUUCAUUUGAAAUGCGAAGAAAGGCAUCUGCCUAUUAUAUUGUCGCUUAUCGGAGUGAAUCAACAUAUAUACCACAACGAGUUUUAUCAUUUGGAUGGCUGGCUUGGGAUGUUUUGCGCAAAGUGAAAAGUGAUAUGAGAUUCACCAACGACAGGCCAAUUUUCGUUAAUGAAUAUUGCACGACUCACGCAAAGGACAUGCAAAGCACGAUGCUGGCCAUUUGGAAAUCCGCUCCGACAGCAGCCAAAAUACUUCUGCCGUACUGUAGCCGUUAUAAAGGUUUGGGAAAUCUCUUCUAUAUCCUGAUAAAGUGGGCCAGUUUCCAUGGUUUGCUGAAUGAACGACUGAAUGCAACGCAUAUUUGCUUGCUGUUUGUGCAGUUCGGUCUUGGACAUUUUAAAAAUGACGAAUGCGCAAUGCCGGACAACUUUCUGGAACAGACGAACGAAAUAAGCCCGGCGAACCCCACAGAAGUUCAUGAUUUAAAUAGCCAGCUGGGUGGAAUUGGUUCAUGUCUGCUCAGAUUCUUCAAAUGUCUCAGUUCUCGCACUUUUCAAAUGCGCGAUUCGCUGGACUUCCGCAAUGUCGGAUAUUGUUCUUUAUUAGCCAAGGGACAGUGGAUGGAGCUGCAGAAGGUACGAAGUUUUGACACCCUCAUUCUGUGUUUUCUAAUAACUACAUUCUGUGCUUUUUAAUA